CACGCAAGGGUCGCAGCAGGCCUAUAGCCUAGCGCCAGCGAAAACCUCUCGCAUGGAAGGAAGGACAAACGCCGGUCGACCACGUCGUACGUGUGCGGAAGCAAAGCGUCUGAGCACAAAAAGAACAAUUUGAAGACUAUCGUGCCGUCGCACCCCGGCCCAAUAAUUCUCCUUGCGGCGUUUAAUUGUCCAGUGAUCUAGCCACAACACACGCCGUACGCUAACGCAUGUCCCUUUAAAUACCACGGCACAUCUGUCCUUAAUUUCAUAUUCCAAUCCCGUCAUUGACAAAGAUUUGCCAUUUUCCUGAGAUACUCAGAAGCUAGCUACCUCUGGCAGGGCAGAGCCCGGAGGACUUGGAGGAUUUUCCAAAUCGAGAAAGGAGACAAGGUAGCUAGUUCGAUGAAUCGGGGAUUCGAGAUGGGCAGUGACCAGGAGUGGGCGGCCAUGGAAGAGCAACACGACGGGGACGGCGAUAUCGAUGUGGGCCGUCGCGAGGACGGCCCAGCGGCGCCGGCGGCGUUAUUGAGCGGGAAGAAGCUGUGGCGCAUGGCGCGGGCCGUGCACCUGGUCCUUGCCAGGGGCCUGGGGAAGCACCAGCCCAAGCUCGCCGCGCUCGGCGUCCACCUGCACCACCUGCUCUCGCCUAUGUCCUCCUCCAUGCGCCACUGCAGCUUCGCGGCGCCGGCGCUGUCCUGCCGGUCCGUGGACGCGGUGCACGUGCACCCGUACCCGCGCAGCGGCGGCGGUCGCAUCACCGGCGGAGCAGCUUCGUCGCUGUCGUGCCGGUCCAUGGACCCCGGCGCCGCGGUGUACAGCAAGUACGAGUACCGGCCCCGCGAGGUGGAGUUCAGCUGCAGCAGCACGCCGCUCCACAGCAGGCGCCGCCGCAGGCGCCGCCGGUCGCGGCGCCGGCUCCUGCAGCAAGACGAGGACCCGGAGCAUGGGUCGGCGGCAGCGGUGACGAGGCUGUACGAUCUCAUGGACGGCGACGAAGAAGAAGAAGGCGAUGUUGUUGAGAUCAGCGGCGCCGGGGCGCCAAGGCAGGUGCGGAUCACGGACUCGCCGUUCCCGGCUGCGCGGGAGGAAGAAGACGAUGAGGCGGGUUUGGUAGACCGGCGCGCCGACGAGUUCAUCGUGUGGUUCCACGGCCAGCUGCGCAUGCAGCAGCAGCAGCAGCAGCCGCAGCGGCCCGCCGCUGCCAGGGAGCUAGCGCGCCACGUACCGGGUUAGGUAGAGCAGAGCAGAUCAGGGCCAUCCGUGCGUGGACUCGCGCAUGCAUGGACCGUCGUUGGAUACACAGUACACACAAUACGUGAUCGUUUCACGCAGGAAUGUGAAGUUGUUGAGGAGUUUGGACUGUCAUUUCGUUUGAUUUGAUUUUCUCAUUUUUGGAACAAACUCUUUCCAUGCGUUUUUUUC
Brachypodium distachyon (stiff brome) is the source of this 1422-nucleotide messenger RNA. RefSeq lists its product as uncharacterized. The record is from RefSeq and is a predicted model, not a curated record. Bases 403 to 1233 code for a protein of 276 amino acids. The transcript has a single exon. NCBI's taxonomy places the organism in Eukaryota, Viridiplantae, Streptophyta, Magnoliopsida, Poales, Poaceae.